AUGCCCGCUUCCCCCUGGCCCAGUGACCCUGACAAUACGGCUGGACAGAAGAGAAAUGGCACGCCGGGCAAGAAGAUGGGCGCGACGGACAAACAAGCAGCCAUGGACGGCAAGGACUUUGCCAAGGCCAUUGGCAUCAACAAGCCCGCCAACGUGCGCGACAAGAUAAAGCGCUGGCAGCAGGACGUCGACCCCGACGCCGCGAGCAAAGACGACGCCGGCGCAUCCGCUCCCGAGACUUCGACCAAGCCUGCAGCCUCGCCCAAGCCGCUGACGACGCCAAAGACGAAGCCCCACGACGACAAACCCAACUGGAAACCCGUGCACGAGCGAGGCGAGUCGGUCGGCGCCAGUCCAGAGCGCCCGGGCAGCGCAAAGAAGACGCCCGUUCCCCACAAUGAACUCGACGAGGACCUGCUCACGGCAACAGCGCCCAAGAAGCGCGUCAUCAGUGAUUCGCACUGGCGCGCCAAACAAUCACCACCAAAGGAUGCCGCUGGUCGCCCCCUGCCCAAGACAAUCCCAAACGCCUGGGUGCGCCCCUCACGCAUCAUCCCCAAGAAGCCCCCAAGCCCUGAGCUCAAGCCUUUGGCUCCCGUCACGCCUCAAUCAAACCCUCUGCUGCCCUUUGCCGAGUACAUAGGCAAGAGCACAGGACAGGUCAAAGCCCCGCCCAAGCCCCGCCGACCGUCCAAACCCUCGAGCUCAGAGAACGAUCCUCGCCCGACGAGUAGCGGGGCAGGAAGCGGCAAGGGUGCCAAGAGUGCGAAGAGUGACGAAGCCCCGUCAGGUUCUACCUCGCCUCAGCCCGACAAGGACAAAUCGGAGCUUGUGAGAAUCAGGCGUAGCAGACGACGCGCGCGGACAUCGCCACGCGCAUCCAUGUCGGCAGAGGAUCUCAUGCCCUUCACACCAUGGACACGAGGAACAGGACGAAGAUCCGGCUCAGUACAGAGUGACGACCCCCGCAAUGUCGUCACAGUCGAGUACGCAGAGAGCUCAGCCCCGUCUAUUAGCGAGAGCCGAAUCACUUCGCCACGAGACGAUGAAUUGCGAGAGAGACGGCGCCGGCGCCGUCCGAGAAGCAACGGUGCUCGCACAGAAGACGAGAGCACCAAGCCGGCGCCAAAACCCUCACGGAAGAAGAGUCGCAGGUCCUACCCCAGGACCCAAGAGGAAGCUGCUACACCAUUGAUCAUUCCAGCAGCCCAAGAGACGACCACUUCCACGAAACCACCGGGAAGCCGCUUAGAAGCCUGGCUCAGCAGCACGCCCGACCCCUUGGCAGAACCCAAGCCCCGACGCAGACGCAAGUCCAAGGAAUCUAUAUCAAGUCCAGAAUCCGCCUCCAAGGCCAGCAGAUCCGAAGUCACACUAUCCACCGACGUAACAUCCGAGAUUCCCGUCAAGAAGACGCGCUCGCGCCGCAGACGCAAGUCCAAGGAGUCUGUAUCGUCUCUCGAUCUGCCCGCUACGGUCGAAGGGUCAGAGGUUACUACCUCUACCAAGACAACACAAGAUGAGCCUACCAAGAAGUCACCACGAAGGCGCCAGUCAAAAGAAUCAGUCUCAUCUCUCGACCUGCCUUAUAAGGCUGAGCAAUCAGAAGUCAGUGCGUCCACUGAGACGACACGGGACGAACCUGUCGAGAAGCUCCGCCGUCGCAGUAGUGGUAGUGGUGGCGGUGGUAGCAGAAGGCGUAGAAGACGUUCGAGCCGCGAGAUGACCAUCAACACCCAAAAUCUUGAUGAGGCUCCGUCUACUGUCGUUUCAGAUGCCACGACCGAGACGACAGCCCAGGACCAGGAGAGUGAAGUAUCCGUCACCCCAACGCCCUCACUCAAGCGCCGUGGCGCAAAGCGCGGCCAGUAUUCUCCCACCAAGGGACGAUCCAUGUCCUCUCCUCUCCGUGAAUCUACCUCGAUCGAUGAUAUACCCAAGGAUGACGUUACUGAUCUGGACGCUGCUUCCUCCGCGCCUUCUUCAUCUGUCGAUAUGCCUGUGCCUGAUGCCAUGCCUAUGCCUUUGCGACCACGACAAAUUCUAGGUCCACGUAUGUUCCCUUCGACUGGCAAGCGCCUUUCAACUAUCGCUUCGUCACGGUCAGCGCACUCAUCGCAAGCGCCAGCUUCUGAUACCAUUACAACCAUCUCUGAGGAAGCAAGCACCGUUCCCGGAGCACCUGCAUCAGAAGUAGGCUCGUACUUGAACCCGGAAACCUCGACUAUUAUUAGCCGCCAGAGUACCCGCCGCAGGAAGCUUGCCAGCCAUGCGGAUCUCAUAUCCGUACUUUCCAUGCCCAAGGCAAGCUCAAAGUCCAAGAGCAUCGUCUCUGCCCGGAGUAUUCGUACCAACAGGAGUCGCCUGGCCACUGCCACUAUAGACGACAUAAUGAAGGAGCUUACUGCUGAUGAAGAGAAAUAUAUGCGGGAGCUCCGCACCUUAGUCGAUGGUGUUAUUCCUGUCCUUCUCAGCUGCGUCCUUUCCAAGUCCGAAUCCGCCAUCGCAGCUGGCCUGUUCUCUCGCUCUUCCAAGUCAGAUCCAAGUGAGGUAACCAAGCCAAUCGUUGACAUGGGUGUCUGUCUAGAGCGACUCAAGAACUUGCACAAGCGCGUUCCCAAGGAAGACUCCGAUGCGCUUGUCUCCUGGGCUCAGAGCGCGCAGCGGGUGUACUCCGACUAUAUCUCCGCGUGGCGCCUUGGCUUCCAAGACGUUGUAAUCAGUCUUGCACCAGCAGAUGACGAUCCUUUCAAGCCCGCGAAGGUCGUCAAUGGACCAGAAGACGGCGCGCCAUGGGACGAAGGCAUGCCGCGAAACGCUGAAGGAUACGUGAUCAACAGCGACGGCGAGCGUGUCGACGUCGCCUAUAUGCUCAAGCGCCCGCUAGUGCGACUAAAGUAUCUCUCCAAGAGUUUGAAGGGUAUCAACCACUUGAAACCCUCCGACCGAGUAGAGCAAAUCUCAAAGAUCUUCCAGGAUCUAGUUACGGCAGCACGCAAGCGUUCGAAUGACGAACAAGCCCGCCUCGAAGACGAGGCUGCGGCUAGCGUUGAUCCCACUCGCGCCCGUGAUCCCCGAAGCCUCGCCCCCCUUGCGGGCGUCCGGGUUGAUUCCACGCGUUGCGUGCGAGCCAGAGAUCAUUUCGAUCUCCACCUGUUCCACUCGAGUGGUCAGGAAAUGAGUUGUCGCGUUGAGCUCCUGCUCCGUGAUAAUGCACCAGGCACAGGAGUCGGAGGUGACAUACUGUUCUGCGAAGUGGACCCGACAGGACGUUGGUUACUCCUACCACCUGUCCAGCUCAGUAACGCCUCCGCACGAAAUGGCGAUCUGCAAGGCGAAAUAAUCGUCAUGAUUCGUGGGAAACAAAAUGACGGAUCAGAAUGGAGUGAAGUCAUGUCCUUGAUAUCCGAGGAUGAACAGGCUGGUUUCGAGUGGGUGCAAAUGCUCGGUCUCAAUCCCAUCCCACCUCCAAUCGAAGAAGUAAGGAAAAAUCAGGCUACAUCCAACAAUGCGCAAAGGCCUGCCAGCAGCCACGGAUCGUCUUCCCUCCUCUCAGCCGCAACCCAAUCUACACUUCCACAGAAGAGCAGGACACCAAGCCCACAUGAGAUUGACAUCCCUAUUGGCGAGCAACAUACUGAAGUAUCAAAAGUAUGGCACUACGACACUCCCGAUAGGCGUAACCAGUCUCGUACCAUAUCGCCUAUCACUCCACCCAGUGGUGAUGGCUCUCAUAUCAACGCAUAUGAUUCAGAGCCCCAUACGCCCAUAGAUGCUAUGCAGACCGCCUAUCAGCUCCUCAACGAUCCUGACAGGACGCCUCGCGGUCUUGAUGAGGCAGUACGAGCGGAAGGCACCGGGUCACCUUCGAGCUUGAAACGAACAAGGGCGAAGAGAUUAUCUAAGAACCCCACUCUUUCCCCACACUCAGCACGGCCGUCUCGCCAGAUCACGCUCGAAGAUCCGGCAGAUCCAGAGAAGACUAAAUCGCCGGUCCAAGAGACUAAACCACGUCGGAAGUCUACUAAGAAGCGUCCCCAAAAGAGCUACAGUGUCUGGAUGCCAUCCUCUCAAGUAGAUGAUUCCGACGAGUCCGACGAAUCUUACAGUUCUGAAGAAGACAAGAGCACUGUCAAAGACUCAGAGAUCUCACCACCUGGCUCGCCUCCCUCUCCACAGCGUCCACAAGCACAUAGACGAGUGUCCUCCGUUCCCUCGCUGGAAUUACCGAGCAUCCCAAGACAAAGGAAGUCAAGCCGUCCAUCAACACCAACACAAGAUGCAGGAGAUGAAGAAGACAGUGUUCGGGAGUCUUCAGCCUCUGCACCAUCGAAGAUGCAUGGAAAGAGCCACGAUAUAAUUGUCGAAGAUAUUGUAGAGCCCAAAACAGAGGUCGAGGAGCCACCGCCAACACCACCACACCGAUCUUCUAGUCCCGCAACCCCUGUAACCCUAAAGGGAACCAAAACGCCAGUAUUCACCCCAACACUGCCUGGCUUCAAGAACAAGAGGCGAUCAUCAUCACCUUUGAAGCAUGAGUAUGAGCCUUCUACCUGCACAGAGGAGUCAAGCGAAAGUGAGGAAGAAUCUCCCUCUGAGGAUGAGGUGGGCGAGGAAGACGAAGAAAGCCUGACCUCGGAGUCGUCAGAAGAUGAACUGGAUGACGACGUUCCCAUGCCGCUCAUGCCAAUCGGAUACCUUGGGCCACGCGGAUACCCUGGGCGUACAUACACCACUGGCAGAGAAACUAGCCGUCCUGCCCCCGCGGAGAAGGUAGAGAAAACCGAGAAGGUUGAAGAUGAGACUAAAAAGUUCCCCAAAGUCUCACCUCCCGCAUCAAUUUACACUCUUCCCAAUGGCACUAUCACCCCAUCGCAAUCCGCGUCGAACACGCCAUACAGAGCUGUUCCGCAAGGUUCCGGCAAGGCUUCAAAGACCAUCGCAUCUAUCUUCGCCUGGUCUGAUAAUGGCCGAUGGGAUAGUUUGCAUCCAGACGAAUGUAGCAUCGUCAUUACGCCAGGCAAGAUCGAGGUCUACGAGAUCUCGAUCAACCAUUCUAAGCCUUUCCUGGCCGACGGCGACGAGAUCAUCACUCCCGAGGGAGGUGCUCCCCUAAUUGCGGUUGAGCUUACCCCUCUGGUGCCGUUGCGCAAAUCGACGGCCAUUGAUAUCUCCAUUCGCUCCCCACCUACCGCAGAGUCGCGCAUUAAAGCUGGCAACAACAUCAUGUUGAGAAGUCGCAACGCAGCUGAGUGCUCGCAACUAUAUGCCAUGAUCAACCAAUCCCGCAUCAACAACCCGACCUACAUAGCUCUUCAGAACGCCCGCGGCCCUUACGGACAAUCGAGCUGGGCCGAGGCAAUGGACCGCCAGAACGCAGCUAGGACAAGCGCUGAGUCUUCUGGUUGGCUGGGUGGCACGUUAGGAAGGAGAAGCAGCUACCGCAAGUCAAGCACACGCGCUGCUUCCAUCUCUGCAGCCACUGAAUCGUCCGUUGGCACUAUGAAUUCUGCCCUCCGCUCGGCAUUGGGUCGCUUUUCGUUCGGCAAGAGCGGUGUCUUCAGCAUCCGCAACUCGACGCUCGGAUCGCGUAGUACAGGUUCCUCGUUCGAUAACGGCUCCAAUUCUCGACCUGGCUCGGGCGCAACUACACCUACAGGCGAUGGAAUGCGAGCGCCUGGUGCACCAGCUGGCAUUACAAACACCAAGUGCAGGCUUUACGAGCGAGAAUCACUUAAGAAAUGGCGCGACAUGGGCAGCGCACGGCUAACAAUCAUGCUGCCCUCACCUAACCCAAGCGAGCCAUCGUCACCCAUUAACCCACGACAGCGCGCACCUGGCACAAGAGACCACACACAGGAGCGACGCAUUUUGCUCACUGGCAAGAAACAUGGCGAGACACUGCUUGACGUCACCUUGUCCGAGACAUGCUUUGAGCGUGUCGCACGAAGUGGUAUCGCUGUUAGCGUAUGGGAAGACCAUAUGAAUGAAGACGGUGAGGUGGGUGGUGUAGGCAAGACUGGUGGUGUCUUGGGUGCAAGAGCAAGAGUUUUCAUGAUACAAAUGAAGAGUGAGAGGGAGUGCGCAUACUGCUUCAGUCUUCUUGGUAAGCUGAGGUACUAA
This is a messenger RNA of Alternaria burnsii, 6123 nucleotides long. RefSeq lists its product as uncharacterized. The record is from RefSeq and is a predicted model, not a curated record. The coding region runs from base 1 to 6123 and encodes 2040 amino acids. Gene Ontology annotation, cellular component: site of double-strand break; nucleus. The transcript has 2 exons. NCBI's taxonomy places the organism in Eukaryota, Fungi, Ascomycota, Dothideomycetes, Pleosporales, Pleosporaceae.